This is a messenger RNA of Megachile rotundata (alfalfa leafcutting bee), 1589 nucleotides long. RefSeq names its product ubiquinone biosynthesis protein COQ3, mitochondrial (gene Coq3). Gene Ontology annotation, biological process: ubiquinone biosynthetic process. Gene Ontology annotation, molecular function: polyprenyldihydroxybenzoate methyltransferase activity; 3-demethylubiquinol 3-O-methyltransferase activity. Gene Ontology annotation, cellular component: mitochondrion. Lineage: Eukaryota; Metazoa; Arthropoda; Insecta; Hymenoptera; Megachilidae. The record is from RefSeq and is a predicted model, not a curated record.
AUGAACAAUUGUAAACUUGAAUGUUUCUAAAUUUUUGAACUUCUAAAAGCUUACCAUUUGAAUUAUUUGAAAACAAGUGAUAGAAUAGUUUAUGGAAAUCUAUCAUGCCGACCUUCAUAUAUCGAUAUACGCUGGAAACUUUUACAUCAUUCUUUAUGUCAAUUUUUCGCAUGAAAUUUUAAACACGUAAUGUAAUUAAAGAGGCACACUUUGAAUUUAUCUCAAUAACUAAUCAAACAAAUUACAUUAUAUAUUUUAUAAUUAUCAUCAAUUCAAGAUAAAUAUAUUGACGCCGCUUUGUUGCCAACCUACUGUUGCAGGAACAUAUCGAGUGUUGUCGAUGUUCGAUUGAUACAUGAUUUUCUUCUCUUAUUUUUGUUACCUGUGUAUCUUUAAGGACAUCGCAUUGUACGUAUUUAUAAAUUUUAUAUAAAUGUUUAAUUAUCUGAUUAAAAUAAAUCAUGAGAGUUGUUAAGCUAUUAUCUUUCCGAUCUAUAUCUACAAAAAAUACCUUCCAAAGCCGGAUAAAUGAACAAAUAGAUCAGUUGGCUAAACCUACUACUAUUAUAAAAAAAUCAACUGUAGAUCUUGCGACAGUAGAUCUUCAUUCAAAAUUAAGUAACAAAUGGUGGGAUAUCAAGGGUGAAAUGCGUGCUUUGCACGCAUUAAAUCCUCUUAGGGUACAGUUCGUACGAGAUGGUUUAGCCAAUACAGGUAUUAACAUUGAAAGUCCACAUUUACCCCUGGAAGGAAUUAAAAUCUUAGAUGUUGGUUGCGGUGGAGGAUUAUUAUCCGAACCAUUAGCUAGAAUUGGAGCAGAAGUAACUGGGAUUGAUGCAUCUUCGGAACUAAUAACAGUUGCAAAAGAACAUGCCGCAUUAGAUUCUAAUAUAAGUGGAAGGUUAAACUACAUACAAACUGUUAUUGAAGAUUUUGCUCCAACUAAUAGUAAGGUGUAUAAUGCUGUAAUAGCUUCAGAAGUUGUAGAACAUGUGAAUGAGAAGGAAUUGUUUUUAAAGUGUUGUGUAAGUACUUUAAAACCUGAUGGUUCUAUAUUUCUAACAACAUUAAACAAAACUUUGCCUUCUUGGCUUGGAGGAAUUAUUGCAGCUGAAUAUGUUUUAAAAUUAGUACCAAAAGGAACUCAUGAUUGGAAUAAAUUUAUUUCACCAGCUGAAAUGCAACGUUUAUUAGAAACAUAUGGUUGUAAAACAAAAUUAAUUCAUGGAAUGUUUUAUAAUCCUUUAAAAAAUGAAUGGUCUUGGGUGGCAUCAAGAGCAAUAAAUUAUGCAAUUCAUGCGGUAAAAAGGAAAGAAUAGUAAUAAUUAAUGUAUUUUCUGUGCACUGUGAUAGUUUAUUAUAUUUGUAAUACGAAAAUUUGAAUUAUAACAUUUAAUUUUGCUACUAAAAGACUGAUAUAUGCAUAACUAUUAAAGGAGGUAUCAAAUUUGCAAAGGGAUAUAAGUUAUUUGAUCGAUUUAAUAAUUUGUAACACAGAAAACAUAUAUAUGACUUAAACAAAAUUUAUUGCUUUCGUUUUUGCAGUGUAUUUAUGAUACACUUUAUGGUACAUUUACACGCAUAUUUCA